Molecule: messenger RNA, 3639 nt
Organism: Sander lucioperca (pikeperch)
Lineage: Eukaryota; Metazoa; Chordata; Actinopteri; Perciformes; Percidae
Exons: 27
Coding region: 37-3177 (1046 amino acids)
Molecular function (GO): protein binding
Source: RefSeq, a predicted model, not a curated record
ACAGAAGAGGACCACAGGAUACUCAACAAAACAGACAUGAGCCUCCAGGUUUGUCACUGCGGCUGGUCCAAAGUAACAACCUACCACGGCCUGAUAACCCACCAGGGGAAGAUGGGAUGCACAUCGAGGGGUGUGAAGGUGGAAGAGAGUGAACAGCAGUACAUGUGGGGACAUAUUGAACUCACAAACAAUCAAAAGGACUUUGAGCUGGAUCUCUACACUUCUAUCGAGACUGACUACUAUUCAGACAAGAGCCUCCAGAUUUGUCAAUGCGGCUGGUCCAAAGUUACGACUUACCAGGGCCUGAGAACCCACCAAGGCAUGAUGGGAUGCACGCCAAAGGGUGUGAAGGUUGAAGCGAAUGAACAGCAGUACAUGUGGGGUCAUGUGGGACUCACAGACAAUCAAAAAGACUUCAGGCUGGAUGUCGACACUUCUAUCAAGACUGACACAACAGACUACUAUUCAGGCAUGAGCCUCCAGGUUUGUCACUGUGGCUGGUCCAAAGUUACGACUUACCAAGGCCUGAGAAUCCACCAGGGGAAGAUGGGAUGCACGCCGAAGAAAACGAGGAGCCCAAAGACAGAGGAGUGCGACUGGAACAAUCAGGGGGAAGAAGUGGGUCAAAGGAAACAUCAGCCAGCUAAGAGAACAACUGUCAAGAAGGAGAAUGCGCCGUUGCGGCCAAGCACCAACAGCCGUACCAUCUCUGCAGAAAAAACGAUCAAGGUGGAAAACAAAUCAUCUUUUGCAACUCCACAACACUCUUCCCAAAGAGCCACACACCCAAAGGCAGGCCAUCAGCUGCAGGGUUCCUCCACCCAUCCACAGAGAACAGAUAGUAGAGCCAUGACAGGAUAUUGGAGCCAUACUGACUCUGCAACAGCAGCCGCAUUUAAGGAGGAGCCCAAAACACCGACUCUACCACGCUCUUCCCAAAGAGCCACAAACUCAAUGGCAGGCCAUCAGAUGCAGGAUUCCUCCACCCAUCCACAAGUGAAUGGAUCAGACAGGGAGCAUCCAACACCAACUUACCCGGUGACAGUGGUCAGACCUAAGAAGAAAGACAGGAAGGACCAAACAUUAUCACAGAAAUCAGACCAUAGAGAGAUGGCAGGGAAUUGGAGCAUCAACAGUUGUACUGACUCUGCACCAGCAGCCACAAUCAAGGAGGAGCCCAAGUCACCUUUAGCAAUUCCACAGCAGUCUUUCCAUACAGCCUCAAACUCAAAGCUGCAGGAUUUCUCCACUGGUGUGCAGGUCAAUAGAUCGGUCGGGGAGCGUCCAACUGUCCCCCGGAUAACAGUAGUCCCACCUAAGGAGAGAGAUCACACAUUAUCACAGGUGAAGAGUUUGGUCAGAGAGCGUCCAACCACCACAGACCCAGCAACAGUAGUCCGACCUAAAGGGAGAGGAUCCAACAUUGGCACAGCUUUUACAACUCCACAACGGUCUUUCCAAACAGGGACAAACUCAAAAGCAGGCCAUCAGCUGCAGGAUUUCUCCACUGGUGUGCAGCUGAAUAGAUCAGUAGGGGAGUGUCCAAGAUCUUCACCUCUGGCCACAGUAGGGCAGCCUAAGGAGAAGGACAGGAAGGAUCACUCACUGUCACAGGCAAGGCAAGAGGGAUUUCAAUCUGAAUUACAGUGGAAAAUUCAGAUGAAAAAAGAAAAUAAUUGUGAAAUCCGCCCAGCAGAGAGAGCCUGCGAGAGUGCCCCAGAUUCAAAAUGUUCCAACAUCCAACCGAUUUCUGCAGCAGCGGAGGCCACGAAAAAGAAGGACCCCGAAUCAUUGUGUGAGACUGCACAGCCUGAUUUCUCCACUGGCAUGAAGUUGAAGGAACUGGCCCGGAUGUUUUCAGUCACCACAACCCAGGAAACAGCAGUCCGACCAAAGAAGAAACACAGAGAGGAACAGAAACUGUCACAGGUGAAGCUAUUAGCUCAGAAGCUUUCAGCAGCCACCACAGCCCAGAUAACAGAAGUCCAGCCAAAGGAGAAAGAAAGGGAGGAUCCAAAACUACCACAGAAUGUACCAGAUACCAGAAGUGCCACCACCCAAAUGAAUGCUGCAUCAGGAGAAGCCACAACUGAGGAUCCUAAAAUAGAUUCAUCCACUGGCACAAAGCUUGCAUUGAGUGUGAAGGAACUGGCCCGGAUGUUUUCAGCUACAAGUGAGGAAACAGCAGUCCAACUAAAGGGGAAACACAGAGAGGAAAAACUGUCACAGGUUAGACCCUCUGUAAAACACGUCACUGAGGUGAAUCUAUUUGCUCAGAAGCUUUCAGCUACCACAGCCCAGGAGACAGCAGGCCACCCAAAGGAGAAAGACAUGGAGGUCCAAAAUCUACCACAGGUAAGGCCAGACAGAAAUGCAGCUGACACAGCUGUAAAGGACAAAAUCCAGACGAGAGAACAAAAGGUGGCUCAAGGCAGAUCAUCUGUAAAAGCCCGUAAGGGCAGCUCAGAAGCUAAGCGGCUGGAGAUCACAAGUGUCUUCUCAGAAGUGGUGAGAGUUGCAGAGAAUGCUAAGCAGAAGUCCCUUGACCUUUCAUUGUCCACUCUGAGAACUACAACAUCAACCAUGAUGGAACAAAUUCAACAGAAUCUGGAUAAACUCUCCGCUAUUGAACUUAAAUGGAUUUCUAAGUUUGCAGUGGAUGUAAAGCUGGAUCCAACCACCACACACAGAUGCCUUGUUUCUGUUGAUGGGAAGAAAGUGAGUAGCGGAGGAGAGAACCAGGAUGCUCCGGGGAGCUUUGGCAGCGUCCUGGGCCUCAACAGGUUGACCUCUGGGAAGUCGUACUGGGAGGUUGUUGUCAGCAACAAGACCGGAUGGAAUCUGGGCGUGGCGAGAGGCGGUGCAAACCGAGAGGGGAAACUCGCACUGAAACCAGACAACGGUUACUGGGUCGCCGAACAUUAUGAAAACAAGUACGCAGCCCUGACAGCUACACCAGUUUGUCUUUCCCUGAAAGAGAAACCACAAAAGGUGGGAGUGUUUGUGGAUUACGAGGAAAGUCUCGUGUCCUUCUACGAUGUGACGGCUCAGUCUCACAUCUACUCCUUUACUGAGUGUUGGUUCACUGGAGAGAUCUACCCCUAUUUCAGUUUGCACCUUAAAGGAGACGGUCAAAGUGCUAACUCUCUGAUUAUCUCAACUGUAAAACACCAGUAAUUAUGUAUGUUAUUAAAGGGUGGGUGUGUGUGUGUGUGUGUGUGUGUGUGUGUGUGUGCAACAUCCUUUUGCAGCCUUUUACUUUUUUCAUUGCCAAUGUUAGUGUUUUAUUUUAUGGUUGAUGUUAGCAUUUUUAAAGAUGAUGAUGUUAAAGCUUUAUUGACAGACACGAGAGACAGAUGAAAAGCCAAAAUCGAAGCAGCAGCGUACCAGUUAUCCUGUCUUAACCAUGGAUGUAUUAUAAGAACUGGAACCAGUGUUUAAGGCGAGCUCUGUGCACUAGAGACCUCCGCCUUCUUCGGUACUUCAGGUUUAGCGCUCCACUCACUUGAAUGGGGAUUAAAUUAUUUAAUCGUGCGGCUGAAUCAAUUGGCUUUAAAGUCCAGCACCCUUUCUGGUGGCCUAGUCUUUACAAGCUCCAAAAGACUGGAUCCUACAUUUCCUAUAAUGCAACUGGCUAAG